Messenger RNA from Drosophila pseudoobscura, 2559 nucleotides. RefSeq names its product Protein singed wings 2 (gene swi2). NCBI's taxonomy places the organism in Eukaryota, Metazoa, Arthropoda, Insecta, Diptera, Drosophilidae. Gene Ontology annotation, cellular component: extracellular matrix. The coding region runs from base 462 to 1805 and encodes 447 amino acids. The transcript is spliced from 5 exons. The record is from RefSeq and is a predicted model, not a curated record.
CAUUUGAACUUCAAGCGCGCGAAGAGCAGCACACAGCAUAGAACCUACAUAGAUACUAGAGACACCCGCGGAUUGAGUGCCGAUUAAACACCGGAACGCUAUGCCUGCGGAGCGAAAUUAAAACAAUACUUAAUGAUGUACUUUAAAUUUCCCCAAAAUUUCGCCUAUCAACGAUUGUGACAAUGGAAUAUUCCGAGUGAAAAUAUCUGAAUUUGCAUAAACAAUCUUAAAAUAGAGUUCCUGUGUUGAAAAGAGAUCAUGGCACGACGAACUAUCCGUGGGUGUAUGAACGAAAAGUGGGAUGUGAGCACCCUUUCGCUGCUCUUGAUGGUCUCGAUGAGGUAAAGCAUGCGUUAUACCCGGCGUAUGCGCAAUUUAGUGUCAUACUCGUCCACGUCACCGCUGCUGACAGCAAUGAGACGGCAUCCACGACAGCGAUUGAGGCCACACCGAGCACGACCAUGCGGAUGCCCACCGGCUACAGUCAGAGCUGCUUCAACUGGACCUCAGUGCCAGAGGCAGCGGGGGGCAACUGUUCCAGACUGACCCGGAGCGGACUCCUCAAAUGCUAUGGCGGCAUGAACAACCUGGGGGCAUUAGCGAAGCUGGGAAAGUCACUGCCGGCCCAGCAAAUGCUGCUGUGCGGCUGGCCCCAGGACACCUCCAGGUUCCUGGGCGAGUUGCAAAAGCUGCCCAGGCUGCGAUUUCUGACCAUCGAGUACAGUGGGUUCACGGAGUUCGCCUUCGAAUUUCCCGAAAUGUCCUAUCUGCAGAGCAUCAACAUCUCGUGGACGAAUCUCUCCUACAUUUCGACACGCACCUUCAAGCGAGUGCACACGCUGAAGGUCCUGGAUUUGCGUUGGAACCAGCUUAUCCAGCUGGACGGCCCUCUGCUACUCCCCCGCUCUUUUGAGCAGCUCUACCUGGCCGGGAAUCCCUGGAACUGCACGCGAAAUUUCAAGUGGAUGCUACUGCAGCCGGAGAAGGGGCGUCUCGUGGUGGACCGAGAUGAGCUCCUCUGCACCGAUCGCAAGUACAAGGAGCGCCAGAUGCUGCUGGUGAUGCACUACAAAUUGGAGCUGAAGAAGGAGUGCCAAUCGCAUCCGGACCUGAGGAACUGCACCUGCCUGAUGCACCACAUCCUGCCCAGGACCCAUAUUCCGCUCUACACGGUCAAUUGCUCCCACAUGCAAUUCCACAGCCUGCCCGCCUAUCUGCCGGAGAACACAACCACGCUGACCAUCAACGAUAAUCUGAUCAGCGACAUAAAACCGCUACGGGAUAAUCCCCAUUACCGCCAUGUGGUGGAUGUGCAUCUGGAGAACAACCGCAUCUCCAAUGUGGACGACCUGGAGAACACGUUUUGGCUGCAGAACUUCCGCCUCUUCAACCUGCGUGGCAACAACCUGAGGAAGCUGCAUGUCUACGCACUGGACAAUGCGCUGAACGACAAUGAGAACGCCAAUCUGCUGUUGCUCAGCAAGAAUCCGUGGCACUGCACCUGCAAGUUUGGGAUGCGGCUGCGCGAGCUACUGAACCAGUACCGGGACAUUGUGAGGGAUGCCUGGAAUGUGACGUGCACCUACAUGCAGGACGACGAGCUGCGGCUGGCCAAGGUGCUGACCCUCACCCGCCAGGACAUGUGCAACGUGAGUGCGGAGAGUGGUACGCAGAUCCAUCCCAUCGACUGGCUGAACGGCGUGCUGGCCAGCCUCAUCAUCCUCAUUCUGGGAAAGCUUGCCUACGACUAUUAUCACUACAAGUAUUAUAACCGUGUUCCUUGGAUAGUCAUGAAGAUGCCGUGAUAGCCUUAACUAGACAUAGACAUGUCUAGAGAUAGAAGUAGGUGCUUGAGUCAUAGUUAUAGUUACAGAUACUUAGAAAAAGGCAUCUCAAAGACCUCAAAGUAUUUUCUCAAACAACGGUUUGAGCGGGUUUAUUUUGAAAAUCUACAAGUAGAUUCGGAUAUCAAUAUGGGAGUAUAUAGUAUAUGUAUUGUAUAUUGUGUAUACAUAUAUAAAUAAUCUUCUUUUUGGUAUAUAUUUUAUGUAUGUAUAUUUAAGCUAAAAUCAACGCAAAACUCACAAAAUAGUUGUCCUGCUUCUAUAGUAUUGCACAUUUCUUAGCAAUCCUUAAGAUGUACAUUCCCUGGUUUUACAUUCACUUUUAACAUUCACAUUCAUAUUCACAUUCACAUUCGAUCUGCAUUUUAAUUGGCACAAAGCGCUUAAACUUCUGUUGGAUAAUAAUACACGUAAGAGAAACGGCUAAGAUUAGUUAUAAGAACACUACUAAUUGGACAGAACCGAAUCUGGUUAGGGUUUAAGCUACAAAUAAUUGAAUCUAAAUGAAUCUAUACCCCCCUUUAUAUUUACAUUCGAAAUACAAUCUACAUUCUACAUUCUUUGGCCUCAGAACCAGUGCAAUCGACACACAAUCGACGACAAUCAUAUCGUUUGCGAGGCGCUUAUAAAUUAAACAACAGUGCUGGACAUUGUAAACAAAGCUUAAAAUAUUUCUUGUACUUUACAUCUCAAUAAAGUCAAAAGAUGAAACAAA